Messenger RNA from Branchiostoma belcheri (Belcher's lancelet), 2383 nucleotides. RefSeq lists its product as uncharacterized. NCBI's taxonomy places the organism in Eukaryota, Metazoa, Chordata, Leptocardii, Amphioxiformes, Branchiostomatidae. Bases 32 to 2242 code for a protein of 736 amino acids. The record is from RefSeq and is a predicted model, not a curated record. The transcript is spliced from 10 exons. Gene Ontology annotation, molecular function: protein binding.
UCGUCUUAAAAAGUGAGAGUGAAAAGCGAAGAUGCGGAUUUUCGUGACGUUCCGCCGCGAGCGUCUUACGGUUGACGUGGAGACGGGCGUGACGGUGGGGCAGAUGAAGCGGGAGAUCAGAGACAAGUUCUCCCUGGUGGGAGACGACGGCACGCACGAGAAGAAGUUCCUGGUCUUGACCUUCGCAGGUUCUACCCUCCAGGACGAGUGGGUGUUCUCUGAUAUCGGCAUCCUACCGGGAUCGACCAUUAAAUGCGCCCUGAGGGAGGUGGACGGACCCACUCUGUUCGUCUACACAGCCUUUAACGGCGAGACGGUGACCUUCCUGGACAAGAUAAACUUCGUGUCGGGGACGGUGAGCGAGGUGCGGAGUCUGGUGACGCGCCGCACGGGGCUGCCGGUCGGCAUCUACAGGCUCCUGGCGCCCGGCGGGAGGGAGAUGUUCGACUGUAACAGCCUCGACUUCUAUAAGGUAGAGCUGGGUGCGACGCUGCGGAUGGAGACGUGGGACGGCUGGACGGAGUUUCUGCAGGCUGAGGUUUAUGAUGAUGCUGAUGUUGUUGAUGUUGAUACGUGGGACGGCUGGACGGAGUUUCUGCAGGCCGCCACCGCAGGGCAGGCCGGGAGGGUUCUACUGCAGGUGGCCGAGAACGAGAUGGUGCAGAGGUACCAGUACAAGGUUGCCCUGUACAUCGCAGGACACUACGGACACGCGGACCUGGCCACUUCGGUGCUGAAGUACGGAGCCAAGCCCGACGAGCCGGUCGGCAUGCACCCCUUCAGGGAGUGGUGCGAUCAGGACUCCCACCCUCUGGCCAUCCAGCCCGCUAUCCACCACACGGCAGAGACUGGACAGGUGUCGGUCCUACGAGUGAUGAUCCAAUACAACCCCAGCUGCCUGGCCUGUAAGUUCCAGGGGAAGAACCCACUCUCCGUGGCACUGUUGGCGGGAAAACGCGAGGCUGCCAUCUACCUCAUCAGCAAGUACUGGAGCCCGGUCACCAUCAACAACAUCUCCCUGUCCAUCAACAUGUACGCCAAGGUGCGGCGUUGGGCAGAGGGGUCCAGGGAACGGGUGUUCCUCCAGAAGGGUUCAGUGGCCACGUCGCUGAAGCGGUCGCCCCACAAGGGCGCGCUGGUCGGGCAGGGCGUGAACGUCGACGGAUUCACCUCCAGCCAGAUGACCUCUAAAACGAAAGCUGAGAUGCGCCAGCAGGCCUUAAAGUCGAUGGCUGCAUCCAGCAAACUCCCGCCUAUGCCCGCGCUGACUAGUAGGUUCAGCAAGACACUGCUAACGAUGCACAAAGAGAAGCUAAUCCGGGAGCAGGACGCGGAAUCCGUCACGCCCAAACGCAGCUUCGCCCAGACAGACUCCAGCACUGAGAUGCAGCUCCCAAACAUCCCACCAGGGGGCGCUAAAAAACUCAAACUGCGGGCUCUGCUGGGCAAGAAGGAAUCACCCGUUGCCACCGACGAGUCACCACCAGAACAAAGUGCUGCUUCCUCGGGGGCUAAAAAACUGGCGAUGAAAUUCGGCGCUGCAAAAACUGCGUCAGAAUCGACCAGUGAAGAUGCGCCAACACCCAAACCCGCCGGGGGCCUCAUGGGUAAACUAGCCGGGCUAAGGAAGGCCGCGGACAAGCCUGAAGAAAGCAAACCUUCCCCAAGUUUCGGAGGAAAGCUUCUAGGGAAACUUCAGGACACGUCAGGCGCUGAAGACUCACCGGCAGAGGCUGCAGUACCACCGGCUCCCGCUGCGGGGCGCUUCAAACUGAAAUCCCUGCUCGGUAAACUGAAAGGCGGGCAGAACGCAGAGCCAAGCCAGGAGGAGGGGGCAUCAGGAGGGGCGACCGGGAACUUUAUCGAGACCGGGAAGGACAAACUGCCCCUCCUGCUGCCCAAACUGGGUCAAGGUCAGCCCGAAGGUCAACCCGACGACCUUGGGGGCAAACAGAGGUCAAAGACGGAGGAGCCACUUCCUUUACCUGCCCUAGAAAAGUCGUUUAUCCGGCGGCGUUCUAAGACAGAAGAGAUGCGUAAGAGCACGCUGGCGCUGUUUGAGUUGUACCGCGGGCAGACGGCUCACGAGAAGGCGGUCGGCUGCAUGGCCAUCGCAAACACAUUCAAGGAGAAACCCUGGCUACACCAGGUGCACCUGGCCGUAACCCUGGCCAGACAGAGCGUGCAGAGGUCACUCGAGAAGGGACGCAAGGACAAGAUGGAGGUCAAGAGUUCAUCCUAAUGGGACUUGUACUGCAUCCAGAACCUUUUGUAUCCAGGUUUUGUAUCCAUGGAUAGUCCCUAUUGUAUCCAGAACCAUGCCUAUCUAGUCUGAAUGGGUUAGGAUCAGGCAUGGUUCUGGAUAGUCCCUAUUGUAUUCAGA